AUGGUUACAAUCUUUGGUGCUAAAGGAAAAUCCAUAAGCUUUCCUCACUUGAAGUGUGUUCAUGGUUUCCUUUCUUUUUCUUCUGAUAGUAAGCUAGAAAACCAACUACCUUGGAUGGUGCUUGAGCAUUUGUUCAGCAUGUUCACGGCCCCUGUAAGCGAUAUGACCCUAAUUGAACUUGCCAUUGCAUUCUUUUGUGAUAUUUACGCAUUCAGGCAGCCUGCUAGAUCUCAUGAUUAUCUUCGAGACAUUAAACAUAUUCCUGACCUGGUCAAAAAAGGGAUUGUUUCAUCGAUUGAAGUAGACGAAGAAAAGAUACCGCAAUCAGGAUGGGAACUCAUACCUUCUGCUACACAUCUCGUAGAGGCUGGAAUCAAACUUCGAAAGAGUAGGUCCAAAAAUAUGUUGGACAUAAAAUUUGAAAAGGGUGUCCUCGCAAUUCCUCCAAUAAGAAUUCAUGAGACCACAGAAACAGUUUUUAGGAAUCUCAUCAGCUAUGAGCUAUGUUACCCCAACAGUGACGAUAGGAUCACUUCCUAUGCCAUGCUCCUGGAUAAUCUCAUUGACACUGCUAAGGACGUAGAGAUACUCUGUGAAAAUGGCAUCAUUUGUAAUUGGUUGAAUACAGAGGAUGCGGCCCGAUUCUUCAACAAGCUUUACCACAGAACUUGUGUCGUGAAUAGAUAG
This is a messenger RNA of Alnus glutinosa, 687 nucleotides long. RefSeq lists its product as uncharacterized. The record is from RefSeq and is a predicted model, not a curated record. The coding region runs from base 1 to 687 and encodes 228 amino acids. The transcript has a single exon. NCBI's taxonomy places the organism in Eukaryota, Viridiplantae, Streptophyta, Magnoliopsida, Fagales, Betulaceae.